AAAGCGGUGAAUUUGCGCAACGUCAGACGAUGUGCUAAGUUUCGCGGUUGGAGAAACCUCGGGCGUCCAACCAGCAGAGCCUUGACAUUUUCUUCGAUUUUUUCUACGUAUCGCUCGUCUACAAACCUUUUCUUCGAUACAUUAGAAAAAUAAGCUGUAAGAUGGACAGACUCGGUUUGGAAUGUUUGCAUUGCGAGCUCGAAGAAAGUGAGGUUAGGAUGAAAUUAUAGACGCCGUUUUGAAGAUGCAAUAUUUUAAAUCGGAAGAAGAACUAUUUUUGAAUAAGGAAGAUAAUGCAAUUGUACGAAAAAGAUUAAUUUAUUCAUACACAUAGUGAUCCCAAAAAAACGUAUGAGGGAGGAGAAGAUCGAGAAGGAGCCGGCAUGCGUGGUGGUAGAGCGAAGAUCAUAAAAGCUCGUGAGCAGGAGGAUUCAGAUAGUUUUGGUUUCGGAAGUCGAGACAGCAGGAGCUCGAGAUGACCAUAACAACAACGACCGUUCGUUUGUUGAUCGCCUGCGGCGUCCUCGGCUUCGCGAGCUCGGCCAGCGUACACAAAGAUAGCUGUCCUGAAAAGAAUGGUCGAUUUUCUGUGCCAUCCCAAUGUGACGCUUACAUCGAGUGCAUUGAUGGUAUCCCCGAACACAAAUUAUGUCCUGAGGGACUCUUAUUCAAUCCUAACGUGAGGUUCGCCUAUCCUUGUGAAUAUCCUGCAGGUGUGGAUUGUGAUGGAAGACCUAACCGACAGACACCACAGCCAACGGAUGACUGUCCCCAUCAGUAUGGUUUCUUCAAAAUCGGAGAUCAACACAAUUGUGGCAAAUUCAUGUCCUGUGUCGAGGGGAGAGCACAUGUUUUCCAUUGUCCCGAAGGGUUGGCCUUCAACUCUGAAUCUUAUCGUUGCGACUGGCCUGAUCAAGUACCAGACUGCGAUGUUGAAUCAUUCUUAGGACUUCGAUGCCCAAAUGAUCCUAACGAUGAAAAUCGGCUGUACAAGUUUGAGUUCUACGCCAGUCCUUAUGACUGUCAGCGUUAUUUCGUGUGUGUGAAUGGUCGGCCACGAUUGCAGGUUUGCGAAGAAGGAAAGGCUUUCAGCCAGCUGGAAAACACAUGUCUUCCCGCGCACAACGUCAGUGGAUGUGAACCACUCGGUCUGCCGCAUGAGAAAAAGAAAGUUCCGUUAAUAGGUACAGUGCUAGAGGGAGAAUCAUAGUGAUGACUUUAAUGUACGAAUGAAUGAUUUGUAAAGAUACGUUCAUUUGAAAGUAAAACUAUCACGAGUUGCUUUCGAGGCCAUUUCUCGCAAGUGGACACUACGUUGAGAGUGAAUAUCCGAUUUGAUAGUGGCCAGCAUAGUCGAUCUCAACGCAGUGUCCACUUGCAAGAUAUAUCUCGAGAAAAUACAUGAAAUUACUAUUGUGUGCCACUGUAGAAACUACAAGAAAAUGAGUAGAAUGUAAUAAUGUAAAUACACGAAUCAUUGAUAAGAACUAUCGUAAAAAUGAUGUGCUUGUAUUUAGCACAAAAUUGUAGACCAAAUAGUUUUCAAAUAAAAAAAUCUGUUAGGAAAAUAACAAACAAUGUA
Bombus pyrosoma is the source of this 1582-nucleotide messenger RNA. RefSeq names its product protein obstructor-E-like. The record is from RefSeq and is a predicted model, not a curated record. Gene Ontology annotation, cellular component: extracellular region. The transcript is spliced from 6 exons. Gene Ontology annotation, molecular function: chitin binding. NCBI's taxonomy places the organism in Eukaryota, Metazoa, Arthropoda, Insecta, Hymenoptera, Apidae. Bases 476 to 1210 code for a protein of 244 amino acids.